Messenger RNA from Papaver somniferum (opium poppy), 1223 nucleotides. RefSeq names its product DDRGK domain-containing protein 1-like. The record is from RefSeq and is a predicted model, not a curated record. The coding region runs from base 36 to 485 and encodes 149 amino acids. The transcript is spliced from 2 exons. Lineage: Eukaryota; Viridiplantae; Streptophyta; Magnoliopsida; Ranunculales; Papaveraceae.
UAAGCCAACCGACCCAACAGAGUAAAGAAACACACAUGUCGCUGGAGAACAAACAAAAAGAGGAAGAGGAACAAAAAAAGCGUGAAAUGCUGGAAAAAGAAAGAAAGGAAGAGGACGCACGAAAAAAUCGUGAAUUACUGGAGCAACAUAAAAGAGAAGAGGAAGAAAAACAGCGUUCUCUGGAAAUACAACAAAGGGAACAAGAAGAACGUGAAGCGUAUCGUCAACAGGUUUGGAAUCGGUAUGACAUCAAAAAGCUGGUUAAAUUGAAUAGUUUCACCACUAUAUAUCGGGGAUUGGGGGUGAAUGUACCACCAUGGCUCAAUAUAGAACAAGUUAGGAAACUUUACAAAACAAUAUCCCUCGAGUGGCAUCCUGAUAAAACCUUCAACUUGCCAGUACGGGAACAAGAUGAAACAGCAGUGAAACUACGGGUUCUUAAUCGUGUGAAAUACAGAUUGUAUGACCCAGAUAUUCUCCCUUGAUACUGAGAAUUUAGAGAGAGUUUUUAAGAUGCCAGAAGAAAAUCCGUAGCAGGAAGCGGAAAAAGCUGAAGCUGUAGCUGUAAUUGAAGUAGACGACCAAGUUUUGAAGAAACAAAGACAGAGGCAGAUGCUGAUGGUAAUUGGCUUAAAUUCCUGGAGUGUUAUGUUUCUUGUUUUCUUGUUGGCUUUUAUGUUCCAGUGUUAUGAGCUCAAACAACAUUUUUCAUAUGCAACAACUUAACUAGAGUACAUGUUUCAAAACAAACUAAAGCACGCUGCUAAAUUGUUAGUCACAGAUGAUACAUGUACUCCAGCUUAAUCUACAUUCUCAAUCUUCAAACGAACAAAUCACAAUCCUAAAAUUCCCAAUUGUUACAUAAGAUUCUAAUUCUACCAAUUCAAUAUAAACUCCAAGUUAAUGAUCAAUGCAAGUUAUGCAACCAAACAGACACUUUGGGUUAAUUACACAAACACUUGGUAUACAAAAAACUGGCACUCCCCAUUUGCAGAAAAGUAAACCCAAUACAACAAAUUGAAGAAAAAUCACAGCAGAAUUAAUUAUAAAGCCAAGUGAAUAUCUUUGAAUGAUUGCCAUUUUUGAGCUGUUAAAGCCAAGCGAAUGAGGUUCCAUUUUCAAUAGCAGAGAAAAUGGGCUUAAGUGGCUCAAUUUUAACUUUUUCGCUGAUUUCUCUCUUUAAAACUCGACCUUGAGAAGAACCCAACUCCAAUUGCUCAUCA